This is a messenger RNA of Diachasma alloeum, 1588 nucleotides long. RefSeq names its product facilitated trehalose transporter Tret1. Gene Ontology annotation, biological process: transmembrane transport. Gene Ontology annotation, molecular function: transmembrane transporter activity. The record is from RefSeq and is a predicted model, not a curated record. NCBI's taxonomy places the organism in Eukaryota, Metazoa, Arthropoda, Insecta, Hymenoptera, Braconidae. Gene Ontology annotation, cellular component: membrane. Bases 114 to 1496 code for a protein of 460 amino acids. The transcript has 2 exons.
AGUCAGAAAUUUCGUUAGGUGAAAUUGUUAGGUAUUUGUUUCAUAACGCUCACUAUUCGAUAGUUGAUGAGAUUGCAUGGAUUGAAUUAAUCAACCUGACAUCCUGAACUAAGAUGAAUCUGGAAGAAAGUUCGAAAUUUUGGCCUCAGUGGUUUGCUGCAGCAACAGUUACUGUACUUGCUCUUCUACAUGGGCUAACAGCUGGAUGGAGUUCACCAUAUUUAGCGAAAUUGACACAGGGAACGGAAUCUUUGACAAUCACUAAUGACGAAGCAUCGUGGGUGGCCUCCUUGCAUCACAUAUCUCGGCCUGUGGGUUCAAUCACUGGUGCUGCGAUAGCACACAAAUUUGGGAGUAGGAAAGGAAUACUUCUUGCGGGAGUUCCACAUGGUGUUGCAUGGACCUGCUUUCUAAUAACAGAAUCAGUUCCUUUGAUUUAUACAUCGAGAGUAUGCAGUGGUCUUGCGAUAGGGAUAUAUUUAAGUACUUUUCCACUUUAUAUUGGUGAAAUAAGUAAUACGAAGAUCAGAGGUUCUCUUAUAAGUGUAGUGAUCCAGGGAGCUAGCAUUGGAUACCUAAUAGGAAAUAUUUUGGGAGCAUAUCUAUCAAUGAAAAUUUUCGCCAUCAUAGGUCUUACAAUCAGUAUCAUUUUUAUCGUACUUGUUUCCUUAAUUCCGGAUAGUUCACAUUACUUAAUGAAGAGAAACAAAUAUGAAAAAGCAGAGAAAUCGUUAAAGUGGUACGUUGGCAAAAAAGAUGUGACAGUUGAACUGAACGCAUUGAUAGCUUACAUAGGCGAACCGCAGAAAUUAUCAAUUAGAGAGACAUUCCAGAAAUGGUUAACCCCACUGAAUCGCAAAGUUCUGAUAAAUAUGCUUUGUAUUCACGUUGUCAUGCAUCUUGGUGGCAUCCAUGUCAUUCGACUAUACAUGGAAAUUCUUUUAAUAACUCUGAAAAUUGAUAUCAUUGCUCCAUCUCUAGCAGUCGUAUGUGGAGGAAUAGUUACAAUUAUUGGUGGUCUUACGGCGAUCUACACGACUGAUCACUUUGGGAGACGGACUAUGCUCGCAAUUUCUUCUCUGGGGGUUUCGUUCGUCUUCUUUCUCAUAGGUAUCAAAUUUCUGCUGUUCAGGUGUGAUUAUGAUAUUUCGAGUGUCCAAUGGUUAGUUAUUACUGAAUUCAUGCUGUACAUGUUUUUUUUGAAUAUUGGACUCGCGUGUAUUCCAUGUUGUCUGGUGAGUGAAGUUUUUCCGACAGAAUUAAAAGAAAUUGGCGCAUGCGUAACAAGUGGUGUGGGUGCUGUCAUAGCAUUCAUCGUGAGUAAAAAUUAUCAGCCCAUAUUAAACGCUACAUCCGAAGAAUUCAUAUUCUUCCUUUACGCUAUACUUCUACUUUUCAUGUUCAUCUAUACAUUUGUCUUCGUUCCAGAAACUAAAGGUAAAUCGCUUCGAGAGAUUCAGGAGAUGUUAAUGGAGAGAAAUGAACGAACUGAUUGAAAAUAUCAGUGUGCAACAUACAUUGUCACGCGUGUGGAAGCUAACCAUAAUUAUAUGUAUUCAAUAAAGGAAAAUGCGAUAGCAAAACUGUU